AUGUCUCAAGCGAGCAAAAACCACGGAAUUCGUCCAUGGAAUCCACCUAGUGUAGGUGUAGAGACGGAGUUCACGUACAACUUGCAAAAAGCCCUCGACUAUAAUCUUGAUGUUGGAGGCUUCAGUUUCGUUCUCACUCCUCUGGUACAUUGUGAUUAUCGGCCAAGUGUAGCACAGUCGCUACCUGAUGUUGUGGCAAUGCGGCUUCUGCCGUAUGGUUCGUCAGACUUCAGCGUGAACCCAGAAGAAUGGCAUAAACAUAUAAUAGGAAAAAUUAGCUCAUGGAUAGACUUGGAUUCAGAGAAUGAAAGCCUCAGGGUAGAUUCUGAAGCUAGUCUCAAACAAGAAAUAUAUUGGGCCUCUUAUCUCUCUUUACAGGGUUGCCUUCUUCCAACACCUAAGGGAACUUCCUGUGUUAACUAUGCUAGGUGUGUGAAACAAAUAUUACAGGGCCUAGAGAGCAACAUGGAGUUGUGGCUUAGGAUUCCAUUUGGGAUGGCUGAUGAUGGCUGUACAGCAAGCUCCCCUACUUGGGUCCAUUCUUGGAAAAUAUGGAAUUCGUUUCGUCAGCUCUGUGACCACCAUAGUCAAUUAAGGGUUGCCGUAGAUAUUUAUCGACCCCUGCCUCCAGGAAACUCGUAUAAACGUUGGUAUGGGGAGCCUGUCGUUGCAGCUAUAAUAGAUUCAGAAAUCUUUUAUACCAACAAUCGUGCUCGUAGUUAUAAGAAUACUAAGUGUCUCUCAACGCGUCAUCGGAAGUUGAUUUCUGAUUUGAUUGACCAUUCUAUACAGAUCAUUAUAUCUGAUAUACAAGUUCAACCCAAUAAGACUUCAGAAGACACUAAGGGUCUUGAUUCCGCUGCAGAUAAAAUUGCACAUCCUUUGCGGCCUUGUCUGGACCAUAUUGGUUACCUAUGCGAACAAAUGAAUCCUCUUGAUGAACCACAAAGUUUCGAGGGAUAUUUCACUGCCACCCUCGCUAGUAAGUAUUCUCUGUCCCUUGUUUUGUAUUUUCCCCUUGUCAUUCCCGAUCUGGAUCUCUCCAGUUUUCCCUUUCCCAUUCUUCCUCUGCGUCUCACCUUCAAACGAUUGCUCUCUGUUUCCUAUUCCGAUCCCCCAUCGCUUUCCACUUCUCUUGAUGUCGUUGUGGAUGUGGGGGGUCCUGCGGCGGAGAAAAAGGGUGUUGAGCCUACUAAGAUUUAUUCAGAGGCCCUGGUCUGUGACAAAUAUGAGAAAGAUCAUAAGAAAUAUAGUCAGUACGAAAGUGCAAUUCGUCAAGCAUUGCUGGACAGGUUUCCUAAGCAAAAGGCAUCUAAGAUUCCCGCGGUAUUGAUUAUUGCUGGUGCAGGGCGUGGGCCUCUUGUGAGGGCAUCAUUAAAUGCUGCCAAAAAAACUGGGCGGGUGCUGAGAAUUUAUGCCUUGGAAAACAAUCCAAAUGUAGCUAUGGCACUGAAGGAAUUAAUUGAGUCAGAAGCAUGGGAAAAUAUUGUCACUGUAAUCACAUGUAACGCCCGUUCCUGGGUUGCCCCUGUAAAAGCUGACAUAUUGGUUAGUGAUUUGCUAGGUUCCUUUGGUGACAAUGAGCUCUCUCCCGAGUGCAUUGAUGGACUUCAAAGGUUUCUAAAGAAAGAUGGAAUUUCAAUACCUUCUUCGUACACAAGUUUCCUCCAACCAUUGACAGCUUCGAAGUUGUAUAAUAAUAUUAAGAAGCUUAAAGAUAUAUUAUACUUUGACACUCCAUAUGAAGUGAAAAUUCACAAAGUUUACCGGAUUGCACCAACUCAGCAGGUUUUCUCCUUUCAUCAUCCAAAAUGCCUUGAUAAAGAAAGCAACCAGCGGUAUAAGAAGCUGCAUUUUGUGAUACCUGAUGACCUUGGCUCAGCAAUGGUUCAUGGAUUUGCUGGCUACUUUGAUGCAACUCUCUACAAGGAUGUGCAUCUUGGAAUUGAACCUUCAACAGCGACCCCAACUGUUUUUACAUGGUUUCCAAUGUUUUUUCCAUUAAAAACACCGAUUUGUGUGGAUGGUGGUUCUACCUUGGAAGUUCAUUUCUGGCGCUGUUGUGAUUCGACAAAGAUUUGGUAUGAGUGGUGUAUUACAUCUCCUUUUACGUCCCAAAUUCACAAUUGUAAUGGUCGCUCAUACCGGGUGAACCUCUAGUGGAUUUGCUCCUUGG
Messenger RNA from Abrus precatorius (Indian licorice), 2176 nucleotides. RefSeq names its product protein arginine N-methyltransferase 1.5-like. The record is from RefSeq and is a predicted model, not a curated record. Gene Ontology annotation, cellular component: nucleus; cytosol. The coding region runs from base 1 to 2160 and encodes 719 amino acids. The transcript is spliced from 24 exons. Gene Ontology annotation, biological process: peptidyl-arginine N-methylation; regulation of DNA-templated transcription. Lineage: Eukaryota; Viridiplantae; Streptophyta; Magnoliopsida; Fabales; Fabaceae.